UCGAACAAUCAGUUCACUAUCAACAUUUCGUCCAAGUUGGGUCGAACUGUCUUCAUGUGCAGUGGUCUCCCGAAGUCAUUGUCAUGUGCCUCGCUCGUAGCUAAACGAGGUCAGCUGUCAGGCUUCCCGUUGAGAUUACAUUGUACCAGGAAACAUGACUCUAAGUUUACUGUGUGAAAUAUCUCUAUUCAACAGGAUAAAUCCUGUAUUUAUACGCAGGGACCUUAUACACAUUCGCCGUGUAUGACGUGAGUGACAAUAAUGGAAGGCACGGGUCAUGGAACCAUUCAAACAGGCGACACAGAAACAAGUGACCCCAACGAGGAAGAGUCACGCCUCCUUGGAGAUUCACGGGAAAACAAAACUUUAGGAUGUUUCUCGCGUCUACGAUCAUGCAUUGGAGGCUUGUCCACAAACGCCAAGAGUAUUAUUCUUUCUCUAUUUGCUUUGCUUGGACACCUGGUGACGUCGCUGGUGUUGCCGGUAUGGGCGUCCACGUUUGAUGAAAUUGGAAGUGACGUAUUUGUUGGACAGUUCGUUGAUACGUUCUGGGAGCUUCUGAUCCUUUCUGCAGUGUACCUGGCAUGGAAGUGUUUCGACAGGGAGGUGCCUUUGAGGCCAACUGUCAGUUUGAAAUCUUUGGCGAUUUAUGGCCUCACAAAUGCUUUGACUGGAGCCUUCAUCGUCUUUGCAAGCCUUCCAGAGAGAACCCCUCCGUAUUUGCAGUCAAUCAUCGGAUCCUCUCUGAUACCAUUUACAGUUAUUUGUAGAUACAUAAUGCUCAGAAAAGGUGUGAGCUUGAGAAGAGCUGUUUGCAUAAUAAUUGCAAUGAUAGGACUCUUUAUCACAAUGGAACCUCGUAUCUGGGGCCUGAAAGGAAGUAGCGGAACCGGAAGUAGCAAAGGAAGUGACACAGUGGUCUCCCCUGUUGGACGAAUUCUUUGGCCCCUUUCAUUCUGCUUUGGAUUCGUCCCAGACGCAGUUAACAGAGUCAUCACAGAGCAAGAACUGAAACGCCCACAAGCCCAAACCGUGAAUUUUCUGGUGUAUGCUCAGCUAUCGGCCUUAGUGUUUGUCGUACUUCUGUUCUGGGCAGACCUCAUUCCUGGAUUUGGAAUGGCCGACUCUUUCCAGGAACUGUUGCGUCGCGUUGCUGUGGGCAUGCGCUGUAGUGUCUCCACGGACGCAUCCUGCCAACACCUGUCAUUAAAAGCAUUUCUAAUGAUAUCGGCUCACUGCGUUGGAUACCUGUUUCAUUUUCUGCUGAUCAAGCACGCCGAGGGAGCAAUCCUUGCAUCUUUAGUUCAAGCCAUGAGAACCCCCAUCGCGUCUAUAUUCUGGACGUUGUAUCAUUACAACGAGGAUUUAGAUUUGUUGUACUGGUCCCCGGAGUUCAACAUAACCACGUGUUUUUUGAUAGGAGGACUAAUUAUUGUGAUGCCAGCUAUGCUUGUUUAUAACUACUUCAGCAAUGAGGAAAUGAAAAGUGUGUAUAUGAGGGAACGACAGCUGCUUGUACCUGGCAAUGAAAACAUCAAUUCAUAGUGUGGAAUCCAUCUUUCAUAACAUGCGGUGUUUGGUCAGAGGUUUGUCAUCCACCAAUAUACUGAACACGAUACCCUCCCCUAACGCUUUUCAUAUUUUAGGGGCGGUUGGGUAGCCUUGUGGUUAAAGCGUUCGCUCGUCAAGACCGGGUUCGAUUGCCCACAUAGGUACAAUGUGUGAAGCCCAUUUCUGGUGUCCUUGGUGAUAUUGCUAUGAUAUAGUUAGAAGCAGCGUAAAACUAAACUCACUCAAUACUCCUUAUUUUUGAGUGACCCCAAUGCCGUUGUAUAUUUUUUGAAUGAUUUUCCAUGACAGCUUGGUAUCCCAUUGAGAAAUAAAGUAUGUGGAGUU
Messenger RNA from Haliotis rubra (blacklip abalone), 1896 nucleotides. RefSeq lists its product as uncharacterized. Bases 262 to 1545 code for a protein of 427 amino acids. Lineage: Eukaryota; Metazoa; Mollusca; Gastropoda; Lepetellida; Haliotidae. The transcript has 4 exons. The record is from RefSeq and is a predicted model, not a curated record.